UCUCUGUCUCUCUCUCCAUGGUGUAUGGGGUUUUGCAUUUGCUUUUAACUUUGUCGGUGGUAUUAAAGGCAAGAAAAGGAACUAGCUUUCAAGCUUAAAAAAGUUCAUGUGCUUUUCUUUUGUUCUCAUUUGCUCCUGUAUUUCCUCUUAGCGCCAUUAUUUCAAUCAAAAGAGGCGAAUUAAUGACUAAAGAAGAAGACUUUAAGCUGCUCAAGAUUCAGACUUGUGUUCUCAAAGUGAACAUACACUGUGAUGGUUGUAAGCAGAAAGUGAAGAAACUCCUUCAGAGAAUUGAAGGUGUUUACCAAAUAAGUAUAGAUGCAGAGCAGCAGAAAGUUACAGUCUCAGGAAGUGUUGAUUCUGCAACUUUGAUCAAGAAAUUGGUCAGAGCUGGUAAAUAUGCUGAGGUUUGGUCCCAAAAGUCUAACCAUAACCAGGAUCAAAACCAAAAGCAAAAUAACAACUGCAUCAAAGAUGACAACAAGAGUAACAACAACAACAACAAAAGCCAGAAGCAAGGUAUUCUCAAAGGUAUGGAAGCGUUCAAGAAGCAGCAGCAGAAGUUUCCCAUUUCCAUUCCAGAGGAAGAUGAUGAGUAUAUGGAUGAUUAUGACGAAAAGGAUGAAGAGGACGAGUUGCAGUUUCUCAAAUCAAAUCAGCUCGGUCAGUUGGGUCAGCUCGGCGGUUUGCUGAAACAACAAGCUCUUGAUGCUUCUAAUAAUGCUGAUAAAGGUGUUGGGAACAUUAAUCCCAAGAACAGCAACAAUGUUAUGAAUGGGAAUGGUGGGAAGAAAGGAAACCCCAAUCAGAACAUGGGAAUGAAGGUCAACCCUGGUUUGUAUGAUCAAAAAACACUGGCAGCUCUGAAGAUGAACGCUGCAGCAGCCGAGGUCAAACAUGGGAAUGACAUGAACUCGAUUCCCGGUCUGUCGGGUUUUCAUGGAAAUGGUGCUAAUGUUGUUCCUAAUGCUUCAGUUUUAGCAGCCAAUCCCGGUGCUGUUGCUGGAUACCAUCAAGUUCAAUCCAACAAUUGCUUGCAGGGGCCUCAUGCAUCAAGUUUCCCGAACGGCGGAUACGCUACGGGUCAAUAUCCGUCGUCGAUGCUCAUGAACAUCAACGGCUAUAACUAUCCAGCAUCUAUGAUGAACAUGCAGAGCAGGCAUGCCAUGCAGCAACAACCUCAGAUGAUGUAUCAUAGAUCCCCUUUAAUACCCCCUAGCACUGGCUAUUAUUACAAUUACAACCCUCCACCACCAUACUCAUUCCCUGAAGUGCACGAUUUCAAUGUUGAUCAUCAAUCCACAGCAACAACCCAUAUGUUCAGUGAUGACAACACAAGCAGCAGUUGUUCAAUAAUGUAACGAGAGAAUGAAUGUGAGUUGGUAAUUCUACUGUGUAAUGGGGACAAGUUUGAGUAAAAAAUCUCGUGUAUUGUGUAGUUGUUGAGUCUGCUGUUUAUCUUUUAUCUUGUGUAAGUAUUUAACUUCAGCUCUGCCUGCUUGUGUUCUCGUCUCUUUUAAUUCUGCACCU
Molecule: messenger RNA, 1530 nt
Organism: Hibiscus syriacus
Lineage: Eukaryota; Viridiplantae; Streptophyta; Magnoliopsida; Malvales; Malvaceae
Product: heavy metal-associated isoprenylated plant protein 37-like
Exons: 3
Coding region: 183-1361 (392 amino acids)
Molecular function (GO): metal ion binding
Source: RefSeq, a predicted model, not a curated record